AUCCAAACUUAGUUGACAUUUUUCAUCAAAACCCUCAUCACAAAAAUAUCUUAGUUCUAUUUCUUAGAUAAUAAUUAACCACUUGUGCUAAUGGAUGAGCUUGCAUUCUUGACGGAUUGGGAUUUGGAAGCUAUCAAUGAAACUCCAACAACAACCAACACCAACACUUAUUUUUCUCAAUUGUUUUCUGAAUUACAACAUGAUGAGUUGUUAUUUGGAAAUUUUCCAGAAUUCUCAGAAGCCACUAAUGUUCUUAUUGAUGAAUUUCAAGAACUUUGCAAACCUUUCUACCCUCUUUCAUCUCAAACUAUUGUUACAAACUCUAUGAUUAUCCCUAAACAGCAUGAAGAAGUCAAAGAAAUUAAAGCAUCAGAUGAGAAAGCAGCUUCUCAAGAUCUCCAAGUUUCUACAGUUUCCAAAUGUAAAAAAAGCAAGAAAAACAAGAACAAGAGUAUAGUGAAGAAAGUAACAGCAAUGGAUGGAACUCUUUGUGAUGCAUGGGCAUGGAGAAAAUAUGGACAAAAACCGAUCAAGGGUUCACCAUAUCCACGAAGCUACUACAGAUGCAGCAGUUCCAAGGGAUGUUCAGCAAAGAAACAGGUUGAAAAGAAUCACUUAGAUCCAAGAGUUUACUUGGUUACAUACACUGCAGAACACAAUCAUCCUCAACCAACUCGAAGAAACUCAUUGGCAGGAAGCACUAGGAAGAACAAUCUAUCAGUUACACAUUCUCCAACAGCAGCACCAAUGGUGAAGAUUGAAGAUGAGGUAACUGUGAUGACAAGUGUGCAGAUGAUGGAGAAAGAUGAGGAAGAUCAGCAUCUUCUUGAAUGGUUGGAGGGUGCUCAAUUAUGUGAUGAUGGUUGGAUUCCAAAGAAAGAGUUAGAUGAAUAUUUCAUUGGACUAGAUAACUACCAAUAACAUGCAUAUAUAGAUUUAUAGCUGCAGUUUCAGGAUGGUUUUGAUGACACUUUGAUCCUUAAAAUAUGUAUGCUUGGACUAAGAGAAAAUGAUGAGAUUAAAUAGUUUAAGAUAUAUUAUUAGAUUUUGAUGUUUUGUAUAUAUAAAAGUUUGGAAUAACAUUUGAAUGUUAUUUCCAUAUGUACUUUUUUUUU
Vicia villosa (hairy vetch) is the source of this 1115-nucleotide messenger RNA. RefSeq names its product probable WRKY transcription factor 29. Gene Ontology annotation, biological process: regulation of DNA-templated transcription. The transcript has 2 exons. The record is from RefSeq and is a predicted model, not a curated record. Gene Ontology annotation, cellular component: nucleus. Lineage: Eukaryota; Viridiplantae; Streptophyta; Magnoliopsida; Fabales; Fabaceae. Gene Ontology annotation, molecular function: transcription cis-regulatory region binding; DNA-binding transcription factor activity. The coding region runs from base 91 to 921 and encodes 276 amino acids.